Penicillium manginii is the source of this 1671-nucleotide messenger RNA. Its product is annotated as CocE/NonD family hydrolase. NCBI's taxonomy places the organism in Eukaryota, Fungi, Ascomycota, Eurotiomycetes, Eurotiales, Aspergillaceae. The coding region runs from base 1 to 1671 and encodes 556 amino acids. The record is from RefSeq and is a predicted model, not a curated record. The transcript has a single exon. Gene Ontology annotation, molecular function: dipeptidyl-peptidase activity.
AUGGCGGGACAACCUGUGAAGCGAAACUAUGCAAACGCGACUUUGGACUAUCUUGGAGCACGCUACAUGGGUGUUGGCUCUGAAGUCUGCAGCUACACGACACAAGCCGUUCAGAUCCCCAUGCGAGAUGGUAUCAACUUGGAAGCCGACUUCUACUCACCAGAGUUGCCCGACAAAGACAGCCCCGCUGGUUUGAUCAUGAUUCAGUGCUGUUAUGGUCGGAGUGCAGGUAUAUCUUUCAUCAAUGCCCGUAUUUUCGCGGCUCGGGGUUAUCAAGCUCUCUUCGUUAGCACACGCGGUACUUAUGGCUCCGGCGGGACAUUCGACCCGGGAAGCAAUGAGCAGUCUGACAGCCAGGAUAUCGUCGUUUGGAUGCGUCAGCAAGCCUGGUAUCCCGGCUCGUUUGCAACCCUCGGCCCCUCAUAUCUUGGCUAUAGUCAAUGGGCGCUUUUGCAUGACCCGCCCGAGGAUUGUGUCGCUGCUGUCAUUCCCGUUAGUCCGCAUGAUCAGGCCUCGCACGCAUGGAACACUGGUUCGUUUCGCCUAGACCGUGCCUCCUGGAGCGACAUGAUGUCGCGACCAGCCGAUGAAAAAGGGAGCUUUUUUUCGCGUCUGUGGCAUUUGCCAGGGCUGAGCUUUUUGCGGCCUGUAGAACUCGAGAAGGCCGUGGAGGGUCUACCACUGGAAGCAAGUUUACAGAAAUACUUCGGUCAUAGGGCUCCGUGGCUAUUCGAAUAUCUCAAGCAUCCUGAUGUUGAGGAUAGCUACUGGGCAUCGCGAAGGCAUCACAUUUCGCUUGAACGAGCGAAUAUUCCUAUCUUAUUGGUGAGCGGUUGGUACGACACUUUUACGAGGCAGACGAUACACCAGUUCAGAACGCUGCACGAGCGAGGGGUCAAUCCCAACCUCAUUAUCGGCCCAUGGACCCAUGUGCAAGGCUCUGGACUCCAUUCUAUGCCAGAGAUAAUGGAUUUCCUCGCUGAGCAUGUUGCCAAAACUGGAGAAUACAAUCGCUCUCAAGUUCGGGUGUUUGUCACUGGCUCUGAAGAUUGGCGUUCGCUGCCAAACUGGCCUCCGCCGAGCAACCCUACUGUUCUCUAUUUACAAGCACAAGGUGGCAUUGGGUUGACCUUACCAACGCAGGGCGCAAGACCCUCGGCUUUCGUCUUCGACCCAUUGGACCCUACUCCCAGCAUCGGUGGUAACCAGAUGUCUGGAGGCGGAAGAGUCAACGAUAGCGUAUAUGCAGACAGAAUGGACGUUCUGGUAUUUACCAGCGAGCCUGUGACAGCAGACAUUGAGAUCAUGGGGUGCCCGUUCGUCCAUUUAAUGCACGAAAGCGAUCCACCCUUUGCAGACCUCUGGGUGCGACUGAGUGAGGUUGACACAGAUGAUAUUUCUCACAACAUCACCGAGGUAUAUCAAGCGCUUGAUCCGGCGCGCGAUAUGUCGCAGCCACUAAAGUUGACUUUGCAAGACUGUGCUCAUCGAUUCCGGGUUGGUACACGCGUGAGACUAAUUGUUGGGGGUGGAUUUUUCCCAAUGUAUGCAAGAAGUCUCGGGACUGCGGAAAAUCGCGUGUCUAGUGAUAAGGCAGUUCCUCAGCGACACACUUUGACAAUUGCUGGUGGGGUGUCACAACUAGUCCUACCCGUUGCGGCCAAUGAUUGA